Planococcus citri (citrus mealybug) is the source of this 3972-nucleotide messenger RNA. Its product is annotated as DENN domain-containing protein 2B-like. The record is from RefSeq and is a predicted model, not a curated record. The transcript has 11 exons. The coding region runs from base 174 to 3104 and encodes 976 amino acids. NCBI's taxonomy places the organism in Eukaryota, Metazoa, Arthropoda, Insecta, Hemiptera, Pseudococcidae.
AUAUUCGCCAAAUUUUUGUUGACAAACGACAUAAUUUUUUUAAUAAAACAGUCAUAAAACGUAGAAAUAACUGUUCGGUAGUGGAGGCGUGAAUAAUGGUAAAGCAUCACAAUCGUUGAGUAAGGUUCCGCGAAUACACUUGUUUUCAAACCAUGACCGUCACGUAGUAUGUUAUGGAUGACUUAAAUCGCGUGAAAAACAUCAAGGAAAGAUUCGAAGGUGCAUCACAUUUGAAUACUCAGUUCAAAGAUCCGAAGAUCACCAACGAUGAAAUCAUACCCAGCAAGGCUGCCGCCGCUAAAACCACCAACAGUCAAGAAGCGUUAUUAAUGAAUCAUCGAGCCCACAUAAAACGUACUCCGGCCUUCCGUAAAGAUAAAGUUCCCACACGUAACGUAGAUAAGCACGAUUUUAUAAGCAAAUCCGCAGAUUCUCUAGUUACCAGCAGAGUUCAUCUGUUUAAUAAACUGGACGAUUUCAAAGACCCAUCGAUCAGCGUGAAACGCGAUGUAGACGAUGUAAAAGAAAACAAACCGUUUAAAACCGAAUCCUUGAUCAACCUUGACGUUGAUAAACUCAAGAAACAGAAUAUCAGCGAAUUGAAGCUGUUUAUGAAUCAGAAGCCAAAUUCAACGAAACGAGAUAGUUUCGAAGUUCUGUACGCCAAAGUGGAUAAAUCACCGAAAAGGUUAUCGAAAUCGCCUAAAAUAUCCAAUGAAUUCGGAUCAGCAAAGCCCAGCGAAUCGGGUCCGCUAUUUAAACAAAGAUCUACACCAAAUAUGGUCGAAAAAUCGGACAUCUACGACGAAUUAUCGGAUACGUUGAAACGAGUGCUGAGUACCCCUUUACCGCCAGGUCCUCCGCCCAAGAAACCACCUCGUACUUUUAUCUCGACCGGAAUGGCGGAAACGUUGAAUGGGUCUAAAAUUAAUUGUGAUUCGAGACCAUGUGGUAAUUAUGGUAAAAUCAAUAAUCAGACCGAAGAUCGUUACGAUAAAAUGCCUAAGUUAUUGCGUUCUAAAACCGAAUCCGAGAUAAUGUUGCAAAAAAUAGAAAACGCUCUGAUGAAACAUCAAGAAAACGCAUUCGCUUUGAAAGAAGGGAAUAUGAAGAUGGAUAUAAAAGAGAAAAGUAUCGACAAAGGUCAAGACACGAUUAAAAGGCGCGACGCGAACAUGUCGUGUUUUGGCUCUACCUCGCAUUGUACGUCACCUGGUGAUAACGAUGUGUAUUCUAAGAACGCUAGCACGUGCUUUAAGCCUUCGAAUGCUGCAAUCAGUUCGCGUAAAAGUUUCGAUCAUAUUUACGAAGAUCCGGAUAUUAUUUUGAAUGCUUCGUCCGGCCAAGCAGUCGCAGAUUCCAAACUAUAUUACAUGUCGACACCGAUCGAGACGAUAAUCAAUUCCAGCGAAUUAGCACGUUUGAAUGAAACUGAAAGUGAUAAGAAAUCCGUCAGAAGCAUCGCUGAUACUUUCGAUAAACCAAAUCACGGGCAUGACAGGAAAACCGCCACGAACGUAUUCAACGAUCCCACCAUGGAAAAUAAAAUUAAAAUUUGGAUGAACGAAGCCUACGGUAAAUCUUUAAAAAGAUCUGAUGCUGGAGACGAUACUGAGUUAGGAAUCUCUAAUGAUGAAAUGGACGGAUCUGAGAAAGAGUGUCAUCACACAGCACAAUGCGACCAAGUAACGUUGUUGCGCAAAGGAUACGUACAAAAGAUAGCCUUAAAAACAGUAUCGCGUCAACAAAGCAUACACGCUCAAUUUUCCGAUUACAAACAUUUAUUCGAAUGUUUACUGUUGAUUGGAUUGAAUUUGGAUACCUCCAAUAACAAAGUGCCAUAUAUCAAAAUGAAAUACCCCGCUAAUACUAAUGUGCCACAAUGCAUAGAGCAUCUAUGUUUUCCCGACGCUCACGAAUGGAGUAACGAUAUCGAGAUGGAUGCCCCAGAAGAUGAUCAGAAUAACAGCAACAGAUAUUACACAGUUACAGUCACUACCGAAGGUGGUCAAAGGAAGUAUGUCUAUUGCAUCAGACUCAGACCAGAAGGAGGAACAGCUUUAUUGCCUUUAUCGUACUGUAUUCUGUCUUCUCAUAAAGCUAAUGAGUUCUACUUCAGGAUUCUGGAAGAAGUCGAAGCCAGACAUGGAAAAACAGAAGUGGAGUUCUUCAGCUUUGUUAGAGAACUAUACGGUACAAGAUUUCCCACUUUAGGUGGAGGAAUCGUAGUUCAUCCUUCUGUCGAACAGUCAAUCGAAGAAGCCCAUGAGCUGAUUAUCAAGAGAUCAUCCGAUUCCAGAUUGGAAGACUUGAAUUUAGCUAGAACGUUGGAGUACAUGAAAGUGAACGUGUUUCUGUUAAUUUUUUCCAGUAUGUUGCUGGAAAGAAAAGUCAUUUUAUUAAGUUCGUCAAUUAGUAAACUUUCAUCGUGCAUCGAAGGAUUGCAAACAGCUCUAUUACCGUUUGAAUGGCAGCAUACGUUAAUUACCGUUGUCCCGUCGACUGUUAUAUCGAUUAAUGACCUGUGCGAAGCACCAACUCCAUAUCUGAUCGGCCUACUUAAACCCACCGAUAACUCGCAAAUUUUACCUACCAUGAAUAAUAUUCAACAAGUUAUCGUGGUAGAUAUCGACGAACAAAAAGUACUGAAGAAAGUAGGCGAUGAACAGUCCAUUUUACCAAAGCAUCUAACCAUAGGUUUGAAAAACGCUCUGCAGUUGGCUCAUUCGUCCGAAACUCAAACAAAUAACUUAUUAGCUUGCGAAGCGUUCACCAGAUUAUUCGUAGAAUUGCUUAAUAAUUACAGACGUUAUAUAAUUCGCGGUAAUUUAGAUCAGAGGAUGACGAUUCAAAAAGAAGCAUUUUUGAGAAUUACUACGACUCAUUCGAUUCGUAUGUUUUUGGAAUGGUUUGUGGAAACUGCUGCGUUUUCAGCUUUCGUAGAAACUCACUCGUAUUCUACCGAAUCCAGAAAACUGUUCGAGAAACGUUUAGUCGAAUACGAAUACGAACUAAAUAAGCUAAAGCACGCCAAGAAUAAUAAAAUGUUGAAGACUGUUAAACAAAUCGGUGACUUUUUUAAAGACUUGACUAUAGCGCCUUAACUCUUACUUACUUACCUCUUUCUCAUUAUACUUAUAAGAUUCGCUUUUUUUACCUUAAUUUUCCAUUAUUUUUUUCUUUUGUUUUUUCACGAAUCAUAUCUACGUUUUUCAUUGUUCCUGUUUAUUACAAUAUGCAUUUUUUUAUCUAGUUAUAGGAAUACUUUUUAUUAUUUUUGUGAUAGUCUCGUUCUUUGUUUGUUUUUUUUUAUUAUCGAGUCUGUAGGUUUUAGUACACCUACUAUACGUUCACGUUUAGAUUUUUUUUGUUUGUUUGUUUUCCAUGUACUAAUUUAACUACGAUCUCGUUGAUUUUUCAUGCUUCCGGUGCCUGUAACCACCGCAGCUCAUAGGUAGAGUGGUAGUAGUUAGUAGUAGCAGCGGUGUUCAUUUUCAUUAGCAGCUAAUAUGUACUUGAAAUUACCUAUACCAAUAAGAGCUUUUUAACGCUGAUUUUUAAAAUACCUAGGUCAAGUUAUUCUUAUUUAGAAGCGUUAAAAAGUUCAGUAACGUUUGUGCCCAUUUCAAUAUUACCAAUUUUUAUUAUUGUAAGUUGAAUAUGGAAUACGCGAUUUAAAAGAUAGAAACACGUGAACUGAAAAUGUGAUCUGAUGAGAUGUUUUUUUGUAUGUUGAGUUCGACUUAAUAACGUGUUCAAUUAUAGCGUGUUAAGGUUUUGUCCCAUGAACUCCGAAACAUGACGAGUUUAUUUUUAUUUUUUAAGUAGGUAGGCAUGUGUUUUACACCAGCGAAAUUUUUAUGUGAUAUUAGUGCUAUUCUAGUUUUUAAGUGUGUUUAUUUUUUCUAAGAUUCUGAAAUCAAAUUUUGGAUGUUUAUACGCGUACAAAAUAAAGUUGAAGUUUUCCAUUGA